ACAGAAGCGAGGCUAGCACUCGCGACCAAUCACGCGACGCCAAGAACGCAGGAGCCAAUCAGAGCCGAGUGCCUUGGCCUAUAUGAGGAGCGGAGGGCGGGUGAGGAUUCCAGUGAGAUCCAAGACCUCAAAGCAGCAAGUGCCAUGGCGAGCUGGAUGUUGGUGGCCCUGGUGGUGUCCUGUGUGCUGGUGGGCAGCGUCACUCCUCAGAUCACGUUCUCUAGGUCCUGGGUGCCACAGGGGAAGAGGUCCUCCUCCCCUGGUGACAUCCCCGAGCCCCUGGACCCCUGCAGGGACGCCAGAGCGGCCACCCUCACAUCCCUUGCUGGUCACCUCUUGGAUAUGAUGAACGACGUGGCAGCAGCUGACCACCGCCCCUUGCCCGACGACGGCACCACAGCACUCAGGCUCAGGAACGACAUGCUGGUCAGGCGUCGCCGCGUGGCAUAGAGGGGAACCAAAGCAGUCUUGUCUCAACGCCUCACGCACAGUGGAGAGGUGACGGGUCGCUCAAAGCACACCUCUGCCCGCAUGACAGGGAGCAGAGAGAGAGGAAAUGUUUAUGACUAUAAUUAUUUAGGGACAAAAAGAUGAAAAAGAUGUAAAUCUCUAGAAGUGUAAUGUGCAUGUGAGGAUUAACUUGGGUAUUUGAAAACUGUAAAGAGAAAUGUAUAGGUGGGUGUGUGUGUGUGUGUGUGUGUGUGAAGACAUUAUUCCUCAGCUAAUAAUUAAUAUUUUUACGAUUUAAUCUUUUUAUAUAUUUAUGACACACACACACACACACAAGGGAAAAACUAAAUUUACGAUAAAGCAUCAUACUUAACAUAUAACCUUUGUACUUUGGCAACAAAUGAAGGCCCUCAGGCGAGGCAGAGAGGAGCGAGAGAGUGUCAAGCGAGCAUCCAAUAAAGAGUUCAUCUGUACACACUGUUUGGGUAUCCGUGAUUGUUGUUGUUGUUGGUGGUGGUAGUGGUAGUGGUGGUGGUGUGUGUAUGUAUGUGUGUGUGUGUGUGUGUUUCUGGAAGAGGACCACUGGUCCAGGGUGGUAAAAUUUUGAAAAAAAAACGCCGGUGCGAGUGGCAGUACCCAGAGGAGCCAGAUGGGAUAGUUAGAUAUUGAAGAAUAAACGUCUUGAGCCUCCCUCUUGAUGGAGUUCAAGUCAUAGGAAGGUGGAAAUACAGAAGCAGGCAAGGAGCUCCAGAGUUAACAAGAGAAAGGGCUCAUUGACUGAGAAUACUUGUUAAAUUUUGCAUUAGCGAGGUGGACAGAACAGGGGUGAGAGAAAGUAGAGUUUUGCGGAGCGAGGCCGGAGGAGAAGAGGCAUUCAGUUAGGAAGAUCAGACGAGCUGUUAGCGUGAAAAUAGCGGCAGAAGAUAGCAAAAGAUGAAACACUGAAGAGAUAAGAGGCUGAAGAAUCUUAGAGGACAGUACUUGAUAACACGAAAUGCUUUUGAUUCAUCCUGUCUAAAAGUGCGUUAUGACUGAAACCACCCUUACAUGUGAAAUAUACUCCAUACAUGGACGGAUAAAGCCCCUGUACAGAGUAGACAGCCUUAAGAGGAGGUGGGUGACAAAAACUUCAGAACACCUAACUUCAUGGAAGCUGUUUUAGCUAGGGAUGAGAUGUGAGGUUUCUAAUUUAGGCCGCAGACCAAGUAUGUUCAGUGUAAAAUAGGGAGACAGUUGAGUGUCACUGAAGAAGUGGGGAUAGUUAUCUGAAAGUUUGUGUUAAGUUGAAAGAUGGAGGAAUUGAGCUUAUGAGGCAAUGAAUAAUACUUGGUUUGCUCUGCCCCAAACACAAAUUUUAAAGAGGUCAGAAGUCAAGGAAUCUGUGGCUUCCCUGUGUGAGCUGUUUACUUCCUGAGAGUCUGGAUGUCUGAGAAAAAGACGUGGGAAAGUGCAGGAUGGUAUCAUCAGCGUAGGAGUCGAUAUGACAAGAAGUUUGGUUUAGAUCAUUGAUGAGUAAUAGGAAGAAAGUGGAUUACAGGACAGAAUCCUGAGGAACACCACUUAAUAGACUUAGGAGAAGAACAGUGACCGUCUACCACAACACCAAUAGAACGGUUGAAAAGGAAACUUGAGCUGAGGUUACAGAGAGAAGGAUAGAAGGCAUAGGAAGGUAGUUUCAAAAUCAAAGAUUGUGCCAGACUCUUUCAAAAACUUUUGAUAGGUCUAAGUCAAUGGCGACCGUUUCACCAAAAUCCCUAAAAGAGGAUGUUCUAGACUCAGUAAGGAAAGCCACAAGAUCACCAGUAGAGUUGGCGAUCAGAUAUAAGGUUAUGAAAUUAUAGAUAUUUAAUAACCUCCCUCCUGAGGAUAGACUCAAAAACUUUAGAGAAACAGGAAAUCAAAGCAACAGCGUGAUAGUUUGAGGGACUAGAGCAGUCACACUUUUUAGGAAAAGGAUGAAUACAUGCAGAAAGGAGAGGCAGAUGUUAACAGACAGAAUUGGAAGAGUUUGAUGAGGCAAGGGACAAGCACGGAGGCUCAGUUUUGGAGAACAAUAGGAGGGAUCGCAUCAGGUCCAUAAGCCUUCUGAAGAUUAUUCCCUUCAACACGACGAUCAGCGACGGCAUGGACAAUAUCACUGCAAUGAAUCUUAAUAGGCAGCAUAAAGUUGUCAGAGGGCAGAGGAACAGGAGGAACAAACCCUGAAUCAUCCAGCUAGAGUUGCUAGCAAGGGUUUGAGCAAAGCGUGUUAGAGAUAGAUGAGAAGACGGUGGUGCCAUCAGAGUGAAACAAAGAAGGGAUAGAUGAAGAAGUAAAGGUAUAAAAGAUGUUUUUGUGUAAGUGCCAGAGGUUACAGAGGAGCUAGAUCUAGAAAGAUCUUGACAUUUUCUAUUGAUGAAGGAGUUUCUGGGUAGUUGGAGGACAGGCUUGCCAUCAUUCCGGGCAGAAAUAUAAAGUGCAUUAGGUUCAGGUGAUGGAGACGAAGUUUGGAAACUAUUUGGAAACUAGAGGAGAGUUUGCAUUUUGAAAACACUUUGGAAACAUUUUGCAGACAUUUUGGAAACAUCCUGCGAAUAUUUUGGAAUAUUUUGGAAACAUUUUGAAAACAUUUUGAAAACAUUUUGGAAAUAUUUAAAAACAUUUUGGAAAUAGCUUGGAAAGCCUAUGGAAACAUUUAAAAGUAGUUUGCAAAUUCUGUUUCCAAUC
Molecule: messenger RNA, 3156 nt
Organism: Scylla paramamosain (green mud crab)
Lineage: Eukaryota; Metazoa; Arthropoda; Malacostraca; Decapoda; Portunidae
Exons: 3
Coding region: 145-450 (101 amino acids)
Molecular function (GO): hormone activity
Source: RefSeq, a predicted model, not a curated record